Messenger RNA from Rhopalosiphum padi (bird cherry-oat aphid), 2076 nucleotides. Its product is annotated as sialin-like. The record is from RefSeq and is a predicted model, not a curated record. Gene Ontology annotation, biological process: monoatomic anion transport; transmembrane transport. Bases 327 to 1832 code for a protein of 501 amino acids. NCBI's taxonomy places the organism in Eukaryota, Metazoa, Arthropoda, Insecta, Hemiptera, Aphididae. Gene Ontology annotation, molecular function: transmembrane transporter activity. The transcript is spliced from 9 exons. Gene Ontology annotation, cellular component: plasma membrane.
UAAUUAAUUCUUGUUUAUUUGUAUUAUAGAUUUAUUAGGCAAGUAAGCAAGCUGAAAUAAAAACUGUCAACAAUUUUGCAAUGAAAAUGUAUUCCGUUUACGUUGGGGGGGGGGGUUAUAUAAAUCUUAGUAGGUAAGUAUUUUUUAAAUAAUGAUGAAAUAAUUUCCAAGUAUGAUUAGUAAAAUAGUAAUUAUUAUAAUAGGUAUUUAUAUUAUAUAUAGUAUAUAUACCAGACAUCUACAGAAGUAAAAUAUUUCCGUGGUUACGGAAUACCUUAACAAAUUGUUUAAUAGAAAAAAAUUUUGUGUAUAAAUUGCCUUGAAAAAUGUCAAAUCAUGUAGAUCUUCAGGCUCCAAGACCAAAGUUAUGGGGUUCUUGUCGUUUGUCCAUAGCAUUUUGUGUUUUUUUGGCUGCGGUUCAGAUGGCCAUGCUCAGAGAUAAUCUCGGAAUAGCGUUGCUAUGCAUGUCUAAACCUGUUGGGAAUUUAACGUGCGAACUGAACGAAGCCAUUGUGCCCACACUGCCGUGGGUAGAUAGCAAACGGAAUUGCGAGUUCGAAUGGGACUCUGCGACCCGCGGCCGUAUUUUGGGCUCGUUCCUGUACGGAUAUGUAUUGACGACAAUGGUGGGCGGUAUAAUUUCAAACAGUUACGGUGCCAAACUUCCGUUCAUGGUCGCAGGAUAUGGAAAUAUCAUCGUUCAUUUAUUGUGCCCGUUAGCUGCGCAGGUGCAUACAGAAUUGUUUUUUGCAUGCCGUCUUGUUCAAGGGAUUUUUGCGGGGUUGAUGGCUGGUCCGUUUUUCCAGUUGUUCAGUGCCUGGAUGUCGGACGACGAAGCAUCAACUCUGCUCAGUUUCGGCUUCAGCGGUUACUCGUUCGGGACUAUUAUAAUUUACCCGAUGAGUGGUGCAUUGUGCAGUUCUAAUAUUUAUGGAUUUGGAGGAUGGUCACUAAUCUUUUACGUACCAGCGACCAUAUCUAUUUUGUUCAUAUUAUAUUGGCACCUAUAUUUGUACGACGUACCCGACAAUCACCCAAAAAUAUCUCCAGAAGAAUAUGAAUAUCUAUUACAAAACGUCGGUAUAUCCGAAGAGCCGCUAGUAAUACCGUGGUUGUCCAUAUUCACAUCAUUGCCGUUUAUCGCAUAUAUGGCGUGUUACUCGGCAUUUUUGUGGAACAUUUUCACCAUGAUGAAUAACAUGCCGAUGUUUAUGCAAACCAUGUUGAAUAUCCAAACCAACGAAAGUGGAUAUUUGUAUUGUAUACCAUUUAUCUUGAUGUUUUUAUCGCGAAAUUUUAACGCUACAACAUAUCCAAUAGUUAGAAACUAUUCUGGACUGUCUAAUACCGUGUGCCGCAAACUAUACUGCUGUUUUGGGUGUUUAAUGGUUAUUACAUCACUAUUGAGCAUAAUUUUUGAAGAACACGUCACCAAAUGGCAUGUCGUUGCCGCAAUAUCAAUAAACUUGGCUUUAGGCGAUUUUGCUUACAGCGGAGGUUUCUUUCCGACACUCCUAGAUUUAGCUCCAAAUUAUGCAGGUUUGCUGUCUGGUGUGUCAACGUUUAUCGCAUUCGUAACUGCCUGUCCAUCAACUUAUGUCAACAGCAUCAUUAUUAAACAAAACACCAAGGAAGAAUGGAACACUGUUUUAUGGAUAAUUGUAUCCUUAUUUAUCUUCAUAAUGUUUUUUUAUUUAAUAUUUGGAUCAGCAAAAUUGCAACUCUGGUCGGUUGGCAAACUAGAAGUUCCUGAAAGAGGAACAUUCCGGUCAACAAUAAUAUUUAACGCAUCCAGAAAUAUGUCAACAAUACGUCCUUCACAUAUGUUUUAAAAUAAAACGUAAUUUUUAGUUGCUAUAUUGCUGUUGAAAUUACAUAUAUUAUAUUAUAAUUGAAUAAUGACAAAAGUAUUUGAAAAUGCUUAAACUCAUUGUUCCAAAAAGUUGUCUAGUUGUGUGAUACAAAUAGAAUUUAAGAUUGGUCAGUCCACCAGCCAUUUUGCUCAUUUCCUAAGAAAUAUUGUAACAACAAUUGUAUAAAAAAAUUAAUGUUUGUUGCAUACAUUUAAAAAAUUAA